Messenger RNA from Cuscuta epithymum, 1245 nucleotides. NCBI's taxonomy places the organism in Eukaryota, Viridiplantae, Streptophyta, Magnoliopsida, Solanales, Convolvulaceae. The record is from the annotation of a GenBank genome assembly.
GUCCACCUCAACAACAAUAGCUUAGCGGGUAAGGAAAUAAGGAAUAGUCAAAUCGAAUUCCAAUAUCUGCAUAGCGCAAUUUUGUUCUUCCAUACCCAUUGCGCGUUUAUUUAUGUAUUAAAAAGGAAAAAUUGACCGUCCACACUGCCGUCAAUUCAUUUCUCUCCCUAUAAAUCCCCGGCCAGGCAACAGGAUUUUUAUUAUCACCGUUACAUUUCGAAAUCCUUCUGCGAUCAUGGCCGAUGAAACGAGCCCUAACAAUCAACAGCAGCCGGAGGAGGUUGAAAUUCAGAUCGAGGAGCAGAGGUUGAAGUAUUUGGAGUUUGUGCAAGUCGCGGCGCUCCACGCCGUCUUAUGCGCUGCGAAGCUCUACAGUUACGCUAAGGAGAAUUUGGGCCCUCUCAAGCCUGGCGUUCAGACUGUGGAGGGUACUGUUAAGACCGUCGUAGGUCCCGUUUACGAGAAGAUUCAAUAUGUUCCGUCUGAAGUCCUCAAGUUCGUAGAUCGCAAGGUUGAUGAGUCAGUUCACAAGAUCGAGGAUCAUGUUCCACCUUCUGUGAAACAAGUAUCAGCCCAGGCUUUUCUAACUGCACAGAUGGCUCCAUCGGUUGUCCGUGCUGUUGUUUCUGAAAUGAAAAGUACUGGUGUGGUGGAAAUUGCAUCUAUAUUGGCAAAAUCCGUAUACACACAGUGUGAGCCUGCUGCCAAAGGGAUAUACUCCAAGUACGAACCACUAGCCGAACAGUAUGCUUUGUCGGCUUGGCAGUCUCUUAAUCAUCUCCCUCUUGUUCCCAAGGUGGCUCAAGCCGUUGCUCCAACGGCUUCUUACUUGUCUGAGAGGUACAACCAGACUGUUCAAGUUGGUGCUGAGAAGGGGUACAGAGUUGCAACGUAUCUUCCCUUAAUGCCCACUGCCAAGAUUGCUAGACUGCUGACUAAUGCAAGCCCUGUGGAGACCACCAGCUAAAAGGAGUAAAGCACUGUGUGAGUAAGAGUAGUAGUACCCUGUAUUUCUUCCGAUACAUUGGAACUUCAUUGUGUCUUUACUUUCAUGAAAAACUCGGAAUGACUUUAAGUGUUUUGUUGCUUGGUGUUGUCAUACUGUUGUUAUUGAACUGGUUUGGUUGUAUGUUACUGGUUUACCGUUUCUUUUAGCAAAGCACAUGAUUUAUUUAUAAAAUAACCAAAUAAGGAUGCAUUUUUUUUCUAUUACGCAAAAGCAAAAUAUAUGAUAUCAUAUUAUUA